Molecule: messenger RNA, 1080 nt
Organism: Dacryopinax primogenitus
Lineage: Eukaryota; Fungi; Basidiomycota; Dacrymycetes; Dacrymycetales; Dacrymycetaceae
Exons: 1
Coding region: 89-1054 (321 amino acids)
Source: RefSeq, a predicted model, not a curated record
AUUUCCUACCGGUCCAAUGUCUCCGGGCCAUGGGAGGACGAUGAGUGGGAGCACCGUGUCCUCUUUUCGUUCUCCAUUGAACGAGAAUAUGGAGGGCAGGAUAGGACCUACACCUCCUUUACGCUCCACGGUCGACACCCUGGCUGGAUCCCAGCCAGCCUCGCCACGUGCGCGCUUACCGUCUUCCCCGGGUACCCUGCAGAGCGCUGGAAGCUUUAGGAAGAAGCCUGCACCUCUCGUACUCGUCGCACCUGACACCACUAUCUAUCCAUUGCCUCGUGGUCCUUUGCAUCCUGCCCUGCAAAAGGAUGCCCGUCCUUUGCAAGAAGAUGGCCUGUUAGAUGUCCCUACUCAGAAGAUGUCUAUCACGCCGAGCUCGAUUGGCCCGUCGCUAGGUCACGGAUAUCCAUCCACUGCGCCGCACGAUAUCCACCACUUCCCCGUCAAUCGUGCUGCAAGCCCGGCCAUGUCCAACUUUAGCAUGCCUCCCGGUAUCCCCCGUGCCUCGAGCACAUUCUCGCAUGCUGAUACAAUAUCCCUUGCGCCGUCUAGCAAGUACCACUCGUCUGGUGCGACCACGUCUCCACUAGAUCAGUAUGGGUUUGAUCGUCGGCGACCGAUCACCAAUACCCCCGUCGAGCCGCGGUCUGCCUCUCCUUCGGCCAGAUCAUUCUUCUCGAGAUUUAGAAAGGAUUCGCACAAAAAGGCCCGUAUACCCGGCACUACGCUCGAGAUGCUCAAGCAGAUGCCGGCAUCACAGUCCUCCGUCAACAUCGCUCUGACUCGCACUGGCGGCAUCAGCAGCGAGAAUGUUGCUCUUGUCUCGAACCAAAGCGGGCACAGUGGGAGCUCUGAUGCGGGCGUGUCACCUAUUGGCAUGACGCAGAAUACUCCUACAGCAGCUUGGACACGAUCCCAGCAGUCCGAGGAUCCUCACGUAAGGCGACUGGAUGGGCUGCUUGCACAGCAUGUCGAGUCCGAGCGGGAGAGGAUGCGACAGAUUGCCAGUGGGAUGGGUGCGCGCGCUCAGGCUGCCCCUCCUACCCGAUCAUAAUCGUCCCGUACGACCGGGUGCAUACC